Cephus cinctus (wheat stem sawfly) is the source of this 6699-nucleotide messenger RNA. It is a transcript of the gene Ssdp, whose product is annotated as single-stranded DNA-binding protein 3. Gene Ontology annotation, biological process: positive regulation of transcription by RNA polymerase II. The transcript has 14 exons. Bases 992 to 2245 code for a protein of 417 amino acids. The record is from RefSeq and is a predicted model, not a curated record. Gene Ontology annotation, cellular component: nucleus. Gene Ontology annotation, molecular function: protein binding; single-stranded DNA binding. NCBI's taxonomy places the organism in Eukaryota, Metazoa, Arthropoda, Insecta, Hymenoptera, Cephidae.
AUGCACCGCCCCGGAACGACGUCGUGGCUACGUGAAUAGUGAAGAGAGAGAGACGCAGGCGUCGUUUGUUGUAUGUGCCAGAGCUACUCCACCUCCAAUACAUUAAACCGGUGUGAUGCGCGCCAUACGGAUCUCGUGCGUGUGAGAGCGACCCUGUGAAAACAGAUACGACAGGACGACAGAACGACGCGGUAUAACGACGGCAACAAGAAGGAACGACGUAUGGAGGACUGAAGUCAGUCAAACAGAGAAUAUAAACUAAAGGCAGAAGCAGUGCUUAUGGUACGAUGCUAUAAGGUACUGUGAAGUGCGACGCUACAGUGCGGUGUGAAUAUAUAUGUAUAUGUACAGUGACGCUAGAUAUUUUCUGAAGACUGGUAUAUAACUUUGCCAUCGUGGUUUUUAGAAAGAGAGAGAGGGAGAAAGAAAGAGAGACGCGUAUCUUGAAUAGACUAAGGAUCAGUGAAUACUUCAAGAACAGAGUUCUGCUUGUAAUAAGACUGCGAGACAGUAGAGAGGCAAAGAAAAGUGGAGAAAGGUGGUUCAAUUGGUAUCAGUGAAGUCUACGAAAUCAUCGUUGUCGCGCAGCCGUCGAGAGCGAUGAGGUCGCACGUUUGCCCUGCGGACGGAAGCCCGCAAUCGGAGACACGAGGAGCGGCGUUGCUCUAGACUGAAGUUUUGAGCGCGUUUUGACAUUCACUUACAAAGGUGUAAUCUACCAGAAGUGUUUUAGACGCGAGGAUAUCUUCGUAUCUCGAGUUCGAGUUCACAGUCAUACAUUGGAGUACGUGUUGUCUGAAUUUUCGACGGUUUAGCAGAACGCCAGGAGGCGUUCUUCCUUCUUUUUUCCUCCCUUCCUUUUCUCCCUUUCCGCUUUCUCCUUCACGUCUGCCCCUCUUACUUCUCACUGUCCUCGUAACGAGGUGUACUAUCACCAUUGGCACGAGACCGACUUUUGUGUUUACAGUGGAUAGAUUGACAAGCCGCUGUGAUGUACGCCAAGGGUAAGGGGUCUACUGUACCCUCAGAUGCUCAAGCAAGAGAAAAGUUGGCACUAUAUGUAUAUGAAUACCUGCUUCACGUAGGCGCACAAAAAGCUGCGCAAACAUUUCUGUCCGAGAUUCGAUGGGAAAAGAACAUAACGCUAGGGGAGCCACCUGGAUUUUUACAUUCAUGGUGGUGUGUAUUCUGGGAUCUCUAUUGCGCGGCACCAGAACGUCGCGACACAUGCGAACACAGCAGUGAGGCCAAAGCUUUCCAUGAUUAUGGAUUCGUAAAUAGCGGUUAUGGAGUGAACGGGAUUGCUCACAAUGCCGGACCAGCCCCAUCUCCACUUGGGCAGAUGCCGCCAAACGAUGGCAUGCCUGGCGGUCCGAUGCCUCCUGGAUUCUUUCCAAACAACUCGACAAUGCGACCAUCUCCGCCCACACACCCCUCAUCACAGCCAUCCCCCCAGCACCCCCAGCCACCCCCGCCCCCACACUCGCAGAUGAUGUCCACCCAGUUUAUGGGACCAAGGUAUCCUGCUGGACCACGACCUGGAGUACGCAUGCCACAAAUGGGAAAUGAUUUCAAUGGGCCACCAGGGCAACCGAUGAUGCCAAACAGCAUGGACCCCACCAGACAAGGCGAAGCUGGAGAGUUUGUAGGGUGGCAAGGUCCACCAGGAAUGAAUCCAAUGAAUCCACGUAUGAAUCCACCACGAGGGCCUGGAAUGGGUCCAAUGGGUCCAGGAAAUUAUGCACCAGGGAUGCGAGGACCACCUCCGAAUAGUAGUUUAGGUCCCGGUGGUCCAGGUGGACCCGGUAUGCCACCUAUGAGCAUGGCAGGACCUGGAAGACCACAGUGGCAACCAAACACAUCGACGCCUAUGAACUAUUCGUCGUCGUCACCAGGCAAUUACGGUGGACCACCAGGUUCCACUGGUCCACCCGGACCAGGUACACCGAUCAUGCCCAGUCCACAGGAUAGCAGUAACAGCGGCGGCGAAAAUAUGUACACUAUGAUGAAACCAGUUCCUGGAGGAAACAUGCCUGGAGAUUUUCCAAUGGGCGGUGGACCGGAAGGUGGUCCCAUGGGUCCGAUGGGCCCUAAUACAAUGGGUCAGGUACUAAAUGGUGACGGUUUAGAUGGGAUGAAAAACAGUCCGGCCAAUGGUGGUCCCGGUACUCCACGGGAAGACAGUGGCAGCGGCAUGGGUGAUUAUAAUCUGGGUGGUUUCGGCGGUGGCGAGAACUUUUUUUAAAUCUCGAGUACACGCCUCGGACCCAGCUCUCGAAGUUCGUACACGUCGAAAGUCUCCCAGUUAAUUGCGUAAUGCAAGAAGAUGAUACAAAUGACUGACGAGCUCAUAUACAUUAUUGUACGGGAACGGGUUCGUCAAUGAAUAACACACAAGUCGUUCUCCUCUUCGUGGCAAGUUGUGCGAAAGAGGAAAAAAAGAAAAACAAGAAACGAUUUCGAUAAUGCAUCCCAUUAUCCAUGUUUUUUUUUUCUUUUCUUUGUUAUCAAUCCACACUGCUCCGUUAGGUUAGCAUUUAAGGAACAAUUACGAUGAUAAUUAUUAAAUGAUACUUAGUUGCCACUCCCGCCAUACACUAUGUAUAUGCUUCGCUAAUACUCACAAGGUUGCAAAAAAAAACAUAAUAUAUAUAUAUACGUACGAUUUCUGCGUGCAAAAAGAGAAGGAGAGAGAAAGUGAGAGAGAGAGAGAAAGGCACGCUUGUACGCAUAUAUAUAUAGGGUAUAUACACUUAUAUAUUUUUUUAUUAUGGUUAUACCGCCAUACCUUUAAUUGUCAAGAUUUUAAUCUUCUCUUAGUUAGCGCUUUUGUCAUUGCACUUUAUUUAUAUUUAUUUGACAUUAGCUCGUAAGCGAAAGGGUGCCUAAGGAAUACGAGAAAAGGCUGUUAAUUCGUUACUGUCCAUUUACUGUGAUUUUCGUCGCAUAAUCGCCAAUUGAAUUCCUUUUUUCUUCUUUUUUUUUUUCUUUCUUUUUUUUCCAAUACCCUUCGUGAUACUGGACUAAAAAAAAACCAGUAAACGGCCGAGACCCAUCUUCGUCCUCCCAUUCAGGAGUCUCAUACAACGUCUAUGACAAAAUGGCCUACAGGACAAUCAACGGGAACUCCGUUUCCAUGUAUAUACACUAUUGCCUAUAUAUAUAUUUAUACGGACAUAAUAAUUUAUGAAUUUCAACUUUUUCCCAUAAAAUCUUAAGCAUCCUCAAUGUUCAUCAUCCACAUCAACGUCCUGCUCGUUCUUGCCGCCUUCUCUUGCCAAAAGACCAAAAACCUCCUCGUUCGUUAUUUAUUUUUUAAUAUUAAAGUCCUCCCUUCCCGCCCCAUCCUUUUUACAUUAUUUUACGCGUAACGUCCCACGAAAUAUUUUUUGACCGUGGAUGCAUUUUUUAUUACUUCUUCUUCUCCCUCAUUGUAAAUUGCCGCGUUCUCGCGCGAUGCUCUCAACUAUUUUAUUAACGUGACAAGAGGGCACGCGCGCGCAUGCGCAGACUCUCUCGAAUGGGACGACGAGUGAGCCAGGUCGACGAUAAAACUCAGAACUGAGUCCCUCCACUAUUUGCUCACAUACCUGUAUAUGUAUAUUUAUAUAUAUAUACACUAUUUGACACAAGGUACACGGGCACGGCGACUCGGGUAAUUUGCGUCGCAAUGCCUGAUGGGUACCCCAAUAACACUACGCACUCUGUCACUUACGCAUAUACGUACGUAAAAAAAAAAAAGAAACACCCACACGCAACAAACCGAACGGGGGAGCUGAAGCAGCUCAAAUUGCUCAAUUGAAUUUUUACUCGCGUUACAUCGAUAAUUGUAAUGCACUAUAAUCGCUACUAUGAUAAUUAUUAUAAUAUACCUAUAUAUAUAUAUAUAUAUAUAUGCCGACCAUCGAUUCUGUACGACGGACGCGAUUUGUACCACGUCGUGUGUGUGUAUAUAUAUAUAUUGUCUAUAAUGAUUUUUUUUCUGUCUUUUCUCUCUCAUCCGUUUCUCUGUAUCUACGUAUCUUUCUCUACUGUUAAUCUUGUAAUUAGAUAUUGCUCGCGGUGACAGCAGCACCGAUUCAUGGAUGUACUUGCCGAUCAUUCGAGGGGGGGAGAGAUAAAGAGAGACAGAUUCGUUCGAUCCGUAAGCCAUACUGUCAUUUUAUUUUUUUCCCUCAUUAUUUCGCUGCUUCCUACUUCGUUUGUUACUAGUAAAUUUUUCAUAUAUUUUCGCGAACACGCGUAAUCGACACUGCAUAUAUAUGUAUAUAUGCAACACGUGGUCGCACACUAUACACUGCUCGAGAAAUACACGCGCACACGCGAUAUGUACGAGUUGACACGUGACACGUAGUAAAUACUUGUAAAUGUUAAUAAUUAUGGACAGUCGAGAUUUUAUGCGGAAACGUCAUCGAGCGUCGAUACACGUCAUCGUGGGGCCGUCGCAGCUCCGUCGACGACGUCGAGAAAGAGACGAGAGUAAAGAAAGUGCCAUAAAUGCACGGCAGACGGGAACUGGCGUUGAUCGUGGUUUUUUUUUUUUUUUUUUCUUUGGUCGCGUCGAUAACAAGGAACAACCCGGUUUUGCUGCUUUUAUCUCGGUAUUAACGAUGACGUCCAUGAACGUUUCGCAUCACACCGCGAUACACUGUAUAACAGGCACUUGCGAAGCAAAUGCCUUUGGCAGCACCCGUUGAAGACUCGCACAGAAGGGACGGAGAGGGGGGCGACGGUUACCAUGCACGUGCGUUCAAGGACAAUGACUAGACGACGCGACUAGACACAACGUAUACGCUAUAAGGAUAGACUUGGAGGAAAUGCAAAAGGAUGUUAUUUAAAGGAGGAGGAGGAGGGUGGGGGAGGGUAAAAAUAGAAAAAAAAAAGAAAAACAGAAGCGUUUACUAUUUUUGUAUGGAUAUAAGAAGACGUAGACGGUGCAAGUACUGGACCUAUGACGGAGGAAAAGCGAAUAAAAGCUAUGCAAUGGAGGAAGUGCGAAACGUAAGGGAGUGAGAGAGAGAAUGAGAGGUAUAAGAUAAGAGAAAAAGAGAGAGAGAGGAGGAUACACAAUGACGUGGGAUUUUAUAUAUGUAUAUAUAUAUAUAAAAUAUAUAUAUAUAUAUAAAGGUAUUGGAGCGGAUUACGGAUAAGAUUUAUGAAUCGAUAGAAAAAUGGAAUUAUUAUACGUCCGUCCGCAAGUGUUAAUAGGUCAGUACAAGACUAUUGCUGUGCUGCUAUUUAGUUACUUUAAAAACUUACGAUACUUAAACCGUAGUGGCGACUACUUCAUGUAAAGACGAAGCUAAGGGGUGCCGUUAUCGUUUGCCGAGUGCAGCCGUUCGGAGCUUGCGGCAAUGAAUGGGUCUUUUAUGAAAUGUCUCUUUUUUUUUCUUUUUAAUAUAUAUAUGUAUAUAAUCGUGUCGCGAUUGGACCGUUAACGAGUGAUCCGUGGAUACGUUUUCUUGCUGGUUUUUUUUUUUCUGUACUACUGUUCAAGGUUCUUGCUGUAGGAGAUUUUGCGAUACUCGAAUCGGUAAUUGGCUGUCGGCCAUUUUUGUUUUUGGAUCUACUCCUUUCAACUUCAUGUACGAUCACGUCACCUUCGCACCAGUUUUCAUGUCCGUCGAUUAACUUGUUGAAUGUUUGUCGAUCGUUGCAGCUUUAUUUUUUGUUUGUUGUUGUUGUUUUGUUUAUUAAUUUGCCAAACCAGACACGCCAGUAUCUCGCUUGAUAUUUUUCACAUCCUUCCGAUCUCUCCCGCUAGUCCUUAUGGGUCCGGGGGACAAUUUACUUUUCGUUUACUUCGCUUGGUUUUUGGGAAUCUUCCUUUUCGGGCGAGACGAUGAACAAAAAGUUGCGCGACGUCCGCCAGGCAUUUUUUCCUUUAAAGAUACGGGGGGCGGGGGGGAUCACUUGUACGAAUUGAUUGGUGACACGUGGCACGUGAAUUUGUGUGCUGCUGCUCCGCUGCUCGAUCCGAACGUCCGUACUGACCGGCGAGCGUGCACUUCGACAAGAGAGAGUGAGAGAGAGAGAGAGAGAGAGUGCGAGUGAGAUAAAGGGGAGUAAUAAAGUGAGAGGGAAAAUCGGUAAAUUUUUGUUAACAAAUUCCGAAUUGUUUUUAAUUUGACAGAAACAAAAAGAUUUAACGCACUUCUGACUUUUAGCGUAAUCUGUAUUAUUCGUUUAUUAAUGACUCGUAACAGGGUUGGAUCGAUUUAAAUGAAUGCAGGAGGCAAAUUAUUAUCGGGUUUAGUAGUCGGUAGUAUUUAAAAAAAAAAAAAAAUUUCAUUUUUUCAUAUAUAGUGGCAAACAAGCUCAGGAAUUUUGUAAUAAUUGUACACGGGUCGUGACGUUAAGGGUUGAAGAUAAAAUAUAAUAAAUUAACGAAAAAUCGAUCGAGUUUUCGAUUCUCGUAAUUUGGAAAUUUAUAUAGGGCUUUUCUUUUUCUUCCUUUUUUUUUUUCGCCUCGUCUUUUACGGUGAGAUGGUAACCAGCGAGCGAGAGAGAGCGAAAGAUAGAUUUUAUGUGAGAGAGAGAGAGAGAGAGAGUGUAAACUUGAAGUGUAAACGCACCUUGGUACUUUUAAUACUGAUUACUCCAUUACUCCCACGUUGUAAGCUAUAUACGCCUGAUUACAUAAUAAUAUGCCUACGCCAGGGAGAUCGUGACAAUAAAUGUAAUCCUGUUACACUGAGA